GACGCUCCCCGCUGCCCUCGCCCGGUAACUCUGGCUGUGCCGCCCCCGCCUCGGGUAAGACGGGCACCCCAGGAACAUGGCAGACGAAGACCUCAUCUUCCGCCUGGAAGGCGUUGAUGGCGGCCAGACCCCCCGGGCGGGCCACGGCGGGGACUCCGACACGGACAGCGAGGACGAGGAAGGAUACUUCAUCUGCCCCAUCACGGACGACCCCAGGUCACACCAGCAUGUCAAUGUCAAGGUUAACGCCUGCUACGGUGACCUGACGAAAAGUGGGCAGUACGGCUCCAGCGGGUCCCCGGCAAGCUCCUUCAACUUCAAGGAAGCCUGGAAGCAUGCGAUCGAGAAGGCCAAGCACAUGCCUGACCCCUGGGCUGAGUUCCACCUGGAGGACGUUGCCACAGAAUGUGCCACGCGUCACAGGUACAACGCGGUCACGGGCGAGUGGCUGGAAGACGAAGUCCUCAUCAAGAUGGCCUCUCAGCCCUUCGGCCGUGGAGCAAUGAGGGAGUGCUUCAGGACGAAGAAGCUCUCGAACUUCCUGCACACGCAGCAGUGGAAGGGGGCCUCCAACUACGUGGCGAAGCGCUACGUCGAGUCGGUGGGCAGAGACGUGUACUUCGAGGACGUGCGUCUGCAGAUGGAGGCCAAGCUCUGGGGAGAGGAGUAUAAUCGGCACAAGCCCCCCAAGCAGGUGGACAUCAUGCAGAUGUGCGUGGUGGAGCUGAGGGAGAGACCGGGCCGGCCCCUGUUCCACCUGGAGCACUACAUCGAGGGCAAGUACAUCAAGUACAACUCCAACUCAGGCUUCGUCCGCGAUGACAACCUGCGCCUGACGCCGCAGGCCUUCAGCCACUUCACGUUCGAGCGUUCCGGCCAUCAGCUGAUCGUGGUGGACAUCCAGGGCGUGGGCGACCUCUACACCGACCCGCAGAUCCACACGGAGACAGGCACCGACUUCGGAGAUGGCAACCUGGGUGUCCGGGGGAUGGCGCUGUUCUUCCACUCCCACGCCUGCAACCGGAUCUGCAGGAGCAUGGGCCUCACGCCCUUCGACCUGUCGCCGCCAGAGCAGGACGCGGUGAACCAGAACACCAAGCUGCUGCAAUCAGCCAAGACCACCUUGAGGGGGACAGAGGAAAAGUGUGGGAGCCCCCGAGUGCGAACCCUCUCGGGGAGCCGGCCGCCCCUGCUGCUCCGCCUGUCUGAGAACUCGGGGGACGAGAACAUGAGUGACGUGACCUUCGACUCUCUCCCCUCUUCCCCGUCUUCGGCCACACCACACAGCCAGAAGCUGGAGCCCCUCCAUUGGCCCGUGUUUGCCGACCUCGAUAACCUGGGACCCCGAGAUCAUGACCACCUGGACAACCACCGGGACUCUGAGAACGGUGGGGACAGCGGAUACCCCAGUGAAAAGCGGGGUGAGCUGGAUGACCCAGAGCCCCGAGAACACGGCCACUCCAACGGCAGCCGGAGGUACGAGUCGGACGAAGACAGCCUGGGCAGCUGCGGACGGGUCUGCGUGGAGAAGUGGAAUGACCUCAACUCCUCCCGCCUCCACCUGCCGCGGCCCUCGGCCGUGGCCUUGGAGAUGCAAAGGCUCAGCGCUCUGGGCCUUGAGAAGAGAGUCGGGAAGUCCGUUCUGGGGAAGGUGCAUCUGGCCAUGGUGCGCUACCACGAGGCCGGCCGCUUCUGCCAGAAGGGCGAGGCCUGGGACCGCGUGUCCGCCGUGUUCCACCUGCAGCAUGCGGCCGACCUGGGCGAGCUGGAGGCCGUCGUGGGCCUGGGACUCAUGUGCUCACGGCUGCCGCACCACAUCCUGCCUGACGUCUCUCUGCAGGAGACGGAAGAAAAUCAAACCAGAGGGUUCAACUACUUACUGAAGGCAGCUGAAGCGGGCGACAGACAGUCCAUGAUCCUGGUGGCACGAGCUUUCGACACCGGCCAGAACCUCAGCCCGGACAGGUCCCGAGACUGGCCAGAGGCUCUGCACUGGUACAGCACGGCCCUGGAGAGGACGGACUACGAUGAGGGCGGCGAGUACGACGGGAUGCAGGACGAGCCCCGGCACGCGCUGCUGGCCAGGGAGGCCGAGAUGCUGUCCACGGGCGGCUGUGGGCUGCAGAAGGACCCGCAGAGAGCAGGCGACUUGUACACCCAGGCGGCUGAGGCGGCGACAGAAGCCAUGAAGGGCCGGCUGGCCACCCAGUACUACGAGAAGGCAGAGGAGGCCUGGGCGCAGAUGCAGGAGUGACUGGCCGGGAAACGCAGCGCUGGCGAUCCUGCGUGAAGGGCUGGCGGGGGAAGAGACCUAUUGACUUAUUUAGGGCUUUUUUUUAGUGGGGGGGAGGGAAGGGAGAGCAAGUAUUUUUAGUGUGUUGUCAAUCAACUUUUUUUAUGUCAUUUUUUUUUUUUUUACUCUUGAAAAUGUCUUUGCUCCCAGCAGAGACCCCACAGCUGUCCAUUAGGGCAGCAUUCUGGGGGAGAGGGGGUCGAAAAAGCAGCCUCGUGAACCAA
Pteropus alecto (black flying fox) is the source of this 2517-nucleotide messenger RNA. It is a transcript of the gene EEF2K, whose product is annotated as eukaryotic elongation factor 2 kinase. The transcript is spliced from 17 exons. The coding region runs from base 77 to 2254 and encodes 725 amino acids. Gene Ontology annotation, molecular function: calcium ion binding; elongation factor-2 kinase activity; ATP binding. Gene Ontology annotation, biological process: protein phosphorylation. The record is from RefSeq and is a predicted model, not a curated record. Lineage: Eukaryota; Metazoa; Chordata; Mammalia; Chiroptera; Pteropodidae.